Molecule: messenger RNA, 1794 nt
Organism: Vigna radiata var. radiata (mung bean)
Lineage: Eukaryota; Viridiplantae; Streptophyta; Magnoliopsida; Fabales; Fabaceae
Exons: 1
Coding region: 1-1794 (597 amino acids)
Molecular function (GO): nucleic acid binding; zinc ion binding
Source: RefSeq, a predicted model, not a curated record
AUGGCGGGGCUGAUACAGAGUAACUUGCCCAUGUUUGAUGGAAAGAACUUUAAGGAUUGGUGCAUCAAGAUGGAUGCAAUCCUUAGUUUCCAAGAGAUUGAUGAAGUUGUGAAGAUUGGGUUUAAAGAACCCACAAAGAAUGCUACAGAUGAGGAAAAGAAGGCGUUCAAAGAAAAUAGAAAACUUGAUUGCAAAGCACGCAUGGUCUUGCAUCAACGCAUCUCGGCGACGAUAUUUCAGAAAGUAUCCAACGCGACAAAGGCUAAAGAAACAUGGGAAAUCUUACAAGACGUAUAUGGAACUGCUGGAAAUAUGAAGGAGAUCAGACUUCAGUCACUGCGGCGUCAGUAUGAGCUUCUGAAGAUGGGAGAAAAGGAAACUGUUGAAGGGUACAUAGGCAGAAUUCAAGUGGUUGUUAACGCAAUGCGUGCAUGCGACAAGGUUGUCAAGGACAAGAAGAUUGUCCAUAAAAUCCUAAGGACUCUAACGCCUCAAUACGAUCACAUUGUCAUAGCCAUUCUGGAAAGCAUAGACUUGGAAAAAUUAAAGGUCGAAGAGUUACAAAACUCUCUUGAAGUACACGAGCAACGUCUAUUGGAGAGAAAAGCCGCAGAACAAGAGACUGCACAGAAUAUUAAUCAAGCUCUGCAAGCCAAGACCUUCAAGAACCGUGGAACUGGAAGAGGUAGAGGAAGAUUCCACGGCGGACGUGGAGGCAGAAAUGGAGGCAGAUGCAGUGGAGAACAAAAUAAAGAUGUUGAAAACAAUGAACAAAGUAGUUGUAGAGGUAGAGGAAAGCCCAGAGGCAGAGGGGGUAGAAAGAAUCCUGACAAGAGGAAUAUACAGUGUUUUACUUGCAAUAAAUAUGGUCAUUAUUCCUCUGAAUGCUGGCACAAUGACAGUGCCAAGAAAGAACAAAGCAAUGAAGUGAAUCUUGCGAAGGAAAAACUUGUUUCUGACUCCGAGCAUAUUGCCUUGAUAAGUAUGGCUACGGAUAAAAAGAAUGAUGGUGAGUGGUUAACAACACGUGAUAAUCUCAUGCAAAGUACGACGAGCAGAAACAAGAAUAGGUGUGCUAUGAAUAUUACCCAGAAGAAACAUGUGUCAUCAACGGAAGAAAAGAAACAUGUAAAUAAGGAGGUGUCAAAGAACACUACCCAGAAGGUGUCAUCAGCGGAAGAAACGAAACAUGUAAAUAAGGAGGUGUCAAAGAACAUUACUCAGAAGGAACAUGUGUUAUUGGCUGGAGAAACGAAUCAUGCACAGGAGGAGAUGUCAUGGUAUCUUGACUCAGCAUGUUCUAACCAUAUGACGAGAAAUAAGAGAUGGCUGAUCGACUUAGACACCAGCGUCAAAAGCAUUGUCCGUUUUGCAAAUGAUAGUGUAAUUCGAGCAGAAGGUUCUUGUAAGGUGCUGAUUACACGGAAAGAUGGCAAAUCUGUGUACAUGCACAACGUUCUCUAUGUGCCCACGAUGAAGAGCAAUCUUCUAAGUCUUGGUCAGCUUCUCGAAAAAGGAUAUACUAUGAAUUUGCAGAAAAGAAACAUUGAAGUCUAUGAUGAAAAACAAAGGUUGAUAAUCAAGGCACCUCUUGCUCGAAAUAGAACAUUCAAAAUUAAUUUGAAUGUUGUCGAAGUGCAAUGCUUGGCUGCAGAAGGCGCGGAUGCAGAAGAGUGGCUCUGGCACUACCGUUUUAGACACUUAAACUUCAGAAGCUUGUGUCAUUUGAGAGAUAAAAAUCUCGUGAGAGGUAUUCCCGAGUUCACUGUGCCAAGCAAAGUCUGUGAAGGUUGA